UUCGCAGCUAGAAUGGAAGUUGAGUCUUUCCGAGGAAAAUUUGAAUGGGCGGUAGGGAAAAGUAGGGUUGAGCGUGUCAUUGAAUUCAACAGCGACCAAUAUAAACAGUCUUCUCAGUGUACGAGAGAAGUUUUAUUGCAUGCUAUGAGGGCAGGCCUGCCGGAUUGAUUGCAUUACAAAUUAAAAAUGACCCUGAGGUAGGGAGUGGCGGUUGCUGCAAUAUGUGUUGUAAGCUUGGAUGCAUUGCUUCCUGUGGGCUGUGUUGUAUGCAUUGUGUGUUGAAUGAGCCAGUGAAACACACAGGGGAGUGCUACAUCAACCAUAUAUGUGUUGACAGUAAUUAUCGAGGUAAAGGUAUCGGUAAAUUCCUAUUGCAAUAUGGGGAGUCUGAAGCAAAGAGACUUGGAUGCACUCGAAUGACUCUUUACGUGGCUGAAACUAAUAGAGCUAAGAAUUUAUACGAGAGACAAGGUUACGUUGUCACUAAUAAUGAAGAUGGCUGGUUAUUUACUUACUGUGCUGUAGGAGUGCGGCGAUGGUGCAAAAUGGACAAAGUUAUUCAGUAAAAGGACUCCAGGAUUUAUGUUAUUGAAUUUAAAAAACAAUCUUAAUGAGUUUUUUAACAAAAUUAAAAAAAAUAUAUAUAUAUAUAUAAUUAUAGGAUUACAGAGUAUAAUCUUUAGG
Saccoglossus kowalevskii is the source of this 684-nucleotide messenger RNA. RefSeq lists its product as uncharacterized. Lineage: Eukaryota; Metazoa; Hemichordata; Enteropneusta; Harrimaniidae. Gene Ontology annotation, molecular function: acyltransferase activity, transferring groups other than amino-acyl groups. The record is from RefSeq and is a predicted model, not a curated record.